This is a messenger RNA of Diprion similis, 841 nucleotides long. RefSeq names its product farnesol dehydrogenase-like. Lineage: Eukaryota; Metazoa; Arthropoda; Insecta; Hymenoptera; Diprionidae. The record is from RefSeq and is a predicted model, not a curated record. The transcript has 8 exons. The coding region runs from base 30 to 788 and encodes 252 amino acids.
GUGCAAAGUAAAGCUGUGUGAUAUUAUCAAUGGAUCGUUGGGUCGGAAAAGUUGCUCUGGUCACGGGGGCCAGUGCCGGCAUCGGUGCUGCAACGGCCGAAGCCCUCGUCCUGGAGGGUCUCAAGGUCGUCGGAAUAGCCAGGCGAGUGGAGAAGAUCGAGAAACUCGGUGAAGAGCUUAGAGACGCUAAAGGAAAACUUUACGCGAUGAAGUGCGACGUCUCGAAGGAGGAGGAAAUCCUCGCGGUCUUCGAAUGGAUCAAAGAAAACCUCGGCGGCGUCGACGUCCUCGUUAACAACGCCGGGCUGAUGCACGCGGCGAGUCUGACCGACGGAGACACCGAAGGCUUUCGCCGUUUACUCGACGUCAACGUCUUGGCAGUUGCUGUGUGCACCAGGGAAGCCGUGAAAUCGAUGAAAGCACGUCACGUCGACGGUCACGUCUUUAACAUCAACAGUGUCCUGGGUCACUACGUCUUUACGGCCAGUGACCGCUGGAGCUUGUAUCCAAGUACUAAAUUCGCGGUGACAGCAAUGACCGAAGUAACCAGGAAGGAGCUGAUCAUGGCAAACACGAAGAUCAAGAUAACCAGCAUCAGUCCAGGAUUCGUUAAAACGGAACUGGUCUCAGUUUCCUCUUCGGAGUCAAUCUACGAGGAGAUGCUCAGUAUUCAUCCUACCUUGAACCCGGAGGACGUCACCAGUGCAAUUAUCUACGCCCUGGGUACUCCGGCACAUGUUCAGGUCUGCGAGCUUACACUACGUGCAGUCGGCGAGACAAUGGCUUGAUCGACUUCACCAUUCAACGUGCCUAUGUCCUGGGAAUCUGCAAAAUUAUAUGA